GCUGCGCUGGUGGGCUCGUCCGCGGCGCUCGCGUUCUGCCGGCAGCCGUGGGAGCACCAGAAGCUGGCACUCUGAGAGUAAUCUCCUCGGCCGUGAACCGGGGACGAGCUGCCUCGGCUACUGGUUGCUGCUACACAUAAGUUCAAAGAGGACGGCCGAGUUGACCGUUCACCGCGAGGCGAAGUGACGACGACGGCGGCGGCGGCGACGAGGAGAAGGUUUCGGCAAGGAGGAGAAAGAUGAAGGCUGCUGGGAAACCGGCGAGCGGCGGCGGCACGUCGAGCGACAUCCGUGGCCUGCUGCAGGACUUCCUGGAACAGCAGCACCGGCUAGACGUGCGGCGGCAGGAGGCGCUGGAGAGGCACGCGCGGGAGAGGGCGGCCUUCGAGCAGCAAUGGCGGCAGUCGAUGCAGAGGCUGGAGAGGGAGAGGCUGAUGCUUGAGCAGGCGUGGAUGGAGCGAGAGGAGCAGAGGAGGGGCAGGGAAGAGGCAAGGGCGGAGAGGAGGGACGAGCUCCUCACCACCUUGCUGAAUAGGCUCUUGCAGGAUGAUUUGUAGCCUCUGUAGAGAUGUCUAACUCAAACAGAAAUUACAGUACUAUAUGCAAGGUUUAUAGUGGCACAUGUCUUAGGAUCUUAGCUAGGUGGAAAUUCUUUCUUUAGUUUUGUGUAUGUGUAUCUAUGUUAUUGCCUGUUGAAUUCUUUCUGCUAAAUAUGAGUAUUCAUCUAUCCAUGCAUCAUAAAACUUGAA
This is a messenger RNA of Oryza brachyantha (malo sina), 749 nucleotides long. Its product is annotated as trihelix transcription factor GT-3b-like. Bases 240 to 557 code for a protein of 105 amino acids. The record is from RefSeq and is a predicted model, not a curated record. The transcript has a single exon. Lineage: Eukaryota; Viridiplantae; Streptophyta; Magnoliopsida; Poales; Poaceae.